Molecule: messenger RNA, 4359 nt
Organism: Betta splendens (Siamese fighting fish)
Lineage: Eukaryota; Metazoa; Chordata; Actinopteri; Anabantiformes; Osphronemidae
Product: zinc finger protein 665-like
Exons: 2
Coding region: 1495-3708 (737 amino acids)
Biological process (GO): regulation of DNA-templated transcription
Molecular function (GO): DNA-binding transcription factor activity, RNA polymerase II-specific; RNA polymerase II cis-regulatory region sequence-specific DNA binding
Source: RefSeq, a predicted model, not a curated record
UCUGAGCACCCUGAUCUGCUAUUCUGGAAUAACAUUUUGAACAUGGAGCUAAUCAACUGGUCACUCAGCGCAUUGGACAAAAUGUUUCCACAAAGGAAAGAAUCUCCAGGAGAACCACUCUGCCCCUUGGGGACUUUUGCCUCCGGCUACGUGCGGGACGCGUGGGAUUCCUGGUGCCCCGUGUGUCUGGAGCCUCUGUCCAUCGAGGAUGCAGAGGAUCUAUUCAUAUUUUGGACUUUGAUAACAGGGCUACUCAUGAUUGGCUUUGGUGGUGCCCUGCUUUAUCGGAAGAUUGGAAAGAUUGGAAAAUCUGCGGUCGGGCCAUUGGCGUGUCCACCGGCCGUGGAGCUACAAACGCCGACGGGGCCAUGGUUACUCGGCUGACGGAAUUACACCAGAGGAUGACCCGGAUUGAAGGACUGACAAUAAACAUCUCAGCUCGUUCGGAUGAUUUGCAUCAGAGGAUGACCCGGAUUGAGGGACUGAUCAGUAACAUCUCAGCUCGUUCGGAUUCCUGGAUUGAAGGACUGACUAAUACGAUCUCAGCCCGUUCGGAGGAGACAAGAGACUGAGGGAUGACAUCUGCAGACAGACUGAACACUUGGUUACUAUGGUGACAGCCUUGUCUGACAGGCUUGAGGAGAUGUCACGGGUGACCCAUGGUCCCACAAGAGGCGAUGAAGCCCUGAGUUCUGACCAAGUGGAGUAUUGAUCUAGACAAAUUUGUCAUGGAUUGUUAAAAUGUAUUAGAAUUGGCUGUGCAUUACUCUGUCCCUUCUCCCUCACCCCUCCCUCCCCGGGUCCAAUCUAGCUCACCAGCUGUGCCUCUAUCUAUCCUCUUCCCCUGUUGUGACUCCCUUCAAGGACAACUGUUGGACUGACAUGUAAACAUCUUGGUCGGCCUCGGUCAUACUGUACUUCUAUAAACAACACUUCACUACACUGAUGCAGAUACACCCCCUCCCACCCCACCUUACAGUCUCACUGUCUGCUCUCCGACCUUAUCUAUCUGUCCUGAUGAAUCCAAGAAAAAAUUCCAGCAAGGUUUCCACUGUAUGUGCGUGUGUUUUUUUAUUGUUUGUACUGCAAUUGCUUCCACUGUCGGACUAGCGCCGGGUAACCUGGCUGCUGAUGGGAAUUUCCCCGCUGUGGGACUAAUAAAGGCCUUCUAUUCUAUUCUAUUCUAUUCUAUUCUAUUCUAUUCUAUUCUAUUCUAAAGAUGUGUAUUUAAGCAGUGUGUUGGAAGAUGGAGGUUAAGAGAGAUGACUGAAUGCUCUGUUAACAUUUUUACAUGUCGUGUAAGAGGGUGUGAGGGAGGUAGGAUACAGUAGAUGGCGGUAGUGUAACUUUAAGGAUGCGAGUCGCCGUAAAACACUAAAGAAGAAGGGGAACACCACCGAAGAAGAAAAAGACCAGGCGAAAAUCUUUGAGAUCUGUUGUCUUUGUUCUGUUCUUAGAGCAGAGAGCUACUGGAUUCUAGGAACCGAGACGAAAAUGGAUCAGUACAAACUGGAAAUGAAAGAAGAGGACGUGGACGUCUAUCUAGAACAGAAGCAGAGCGAUACGGAGCAGCAGGACCCGAGUUUAACCGAGCAGGACCGGUCCACUAUUGGAAUAAAGGAGGAACAGCAGGACCAGAGUUUAACCGAGCAGGACCGGUCCACUAUUGGAAUAAAGGAGGAACAGCAGGACCAGAGUUUAACCGAGCAGGACCGGUCCACUAUUGGAAUAAAGGAGGAACAGGACCCGAGUUUAACCGAGCAGGACAGGUCCAUAACCGGAAUAAAGGAGGAACAGCAGGACCCGAGUUUAACCGAGCAGGACAGGUCCAUAACCGGAAUAAAGGAGGAACAGCAAUACCCGAGUUUAACCGAGCAGGACCGGUCCAUUAGCGAAGCUGAGGAGGAGCAGCAGGACCGUGACCACGCUGGUCCCACAGAUCAACAGGAACACAGAGGACGAAGAGCUUUAAGGCUGUAUCUCCGUCAGCAAUGUCGUCAGGCCUUUACCAGACCACCAGAGCCUUAUUCAUGUGAACAGUGUGGAAAAGCAUUCUCUCGGCAGGGUAAUUUACGGGCACACCAAUGUGUUCACACUGGAGAGAAACCCUAUUCAUGUGAGCAGUGUGGAAAAGCAUUCUCUCGACACAGUCAUUUACAGGCACACCAACAUGUUCACACUAGAGAAAAACCUCAUUCAUGUGAACAGUGUGGAAAAGCAUUUUCUCAUCACAGUGUUUUACUAACUCACAAACGCAUUCACACUGGAGAGAAACCCUAUUCAUGUGAACAGUGUGGAAAAGCAUUUUCUCAUCACAGUGUUUUACUAACUCACAAACGCAGUCACACUGGAGAGAAACCCUAUUCAUGUGAACAGUGUGGAAAAGCAUUCUCUCGGCAGGGUAAUUUACGGACACACCGACGCAUUCACACUGGAGAAAAACCAUAUUCAUGUGAAGAGUGUGGAAAUGUAUUCUCUCAACAAAGUGCUUUACGGGUACACAGACACGUUCACACUGGAGAGAAGCCUUAUUCAUGUGAACAGUGUGGAAAAGUAUUCUCUCAACCCGGUCAUUUACAGGCACACCAAAGUGUUCACACUGGAGAAAAACCUCAUUCGUGUGAACAGUGUGGAAAAGCAUUUUCUCAUCACAGUGUUUUACUAACUCACAAACGCAUUCACACUGGAGAGAAACCCUAUUCAUGUGAACAGUGUGGAAAAGCAUUUUCUCAUCACAGUGUUUUACUAACUCACAAACGCAUUCACACUGGAGAAAAACCCUAUUCAUGUGAACAGUGUGGAAAAGCAUUCUCUCGGCAGGGUAAUUUACGGACACACCGACGCAUUCACACUGGAGAGAAACCAUAUUCAUGUGAAGAGUGUGGAAAUGUAUUCUCUCAACAAAGUGCUUUAAGGGUACACAGAUACGUUCACACUGGAGAGAAGCCUUAUUCAUGUGAACAGUGUGCAAAAGGAUUCUCUCGACCCGGUCAUUUACAGGCACACAAAUGUGUUCACACUGGAGAGAAACCCUAUUCAUGUGAGCAGUGUGGAAAAGCAUUCUCUCGACACAGUCAUUUACAGGCACACCAACAUCUUCACACUGGAGAAAAACCUCAUUCAUGUGAACAGUGUGGAAAAGCAUUUUCUCAUCACAGUGUUUUACUAACUCACAAACGCGUUCACACUGGAGAGAAACCUUAUUCCUGUGAACAGUGUGGAAAAGCAUUCUCUUGGCAGGGUAAUUUACGGACACACCGACGCAUUCACACUGGAGAGAAACCAUAUUCAUGUGAAGAGUGUGGAAAUGUAUUCUCUCAACAAAGUGCUUUACAGGUACACAGACACGUUCACACUGGAGAGAAGCCUUAUUCAUGUGAACAGUGUGGAAAAGUAUUCUCUCGACCCGGUCAUUUACAGGCACACCAAAGUGUUCACACUGGAGAAAAACCUCAUUCAUGUGAACAGUGUGGAAAAGCAUUUUCUCAUCACAGUGUUUUAGAAAGACACAAACGCAUUCACACUGGAGAGAAACCCUAUUCAUGUGAACAGUGUGGAAAAGCGUUCUCUCAACACAGUGUUUUACGGGCACACAGACGCAUUCACACUGGAGAGAAACCUUAUUCAUGUGUACAGUGUGGAAAAGCAUUCUCUCAACACCAUCAUUUACAGGCACACAAAUGUGUUCACACUGGAGAGAAACCUUAAUUAUGUGAACAGUGUGGAAAUGCAUUCUCUCAACACCGUAGUUUACAGGCACAGCAUUGCGAUCACACAGGGGACGAACCUUAUUCAUGUGAACAGUAGUAAUUUGCUCAAACAUUGUGUUCACACUGGAGAGUGCAGAGAAGCAUUUCUGCACCUCAAUGACAAACCAAGUGUUCACGCUGGCCAAAGAUCCUAUUUAUGCGAAAAACUUUUUUGUUUUAUCUGUCCAACUUGACAGAGCACCCGCAAAUCACACAUCAAAUUAGCAAAUGUUCAUGCGUCAUAUAAAUGUUCCAGAAUGUCUAAAAAGGUGUCUGUUGGGGCAUAUCUUUGCAAGAACUGACUUUGGCCAAUGAGGCGUCAUUUAACUCGUUCGAAUCUAUGCAACUGGCCGAAAAACAUACGUGUUCACAAACGUGAACAGGAUGGACGACCUGUCCAGGAUGUACAUCGUUUAAUCCCCGUACGGGAUUAAGCGAUAGAAGAUGGAUGGAAUAUGUUAGUUUGCUUGUUUAAAGCGAUGUGGGUAUAGAUUUCUACAAAAUAAGCACAUUUUAGCACUCUUGUUCUUGAAGCAGUCCAAGAUGAAAUUAAGUCCACCUACAUACAAAUGCUGAGGUGUGUGGCAGUGUUGCCUUCGUUGGUCCUUUU